This is a messenger RNA of Zea mays, 2213 nucleotides long. RefSeq lists its product as uncharacterized. The transcript is spliced from 3 exons. The record is from RefSeq and is a predicted model, not a curated record. The coding region runs from base 311 to 1846 and encodes 511 amino acids. NCBI's taxonomy places the organism in Eukaryota, Viridiplantae, Streptophyta, Magnoliopsida, Poales, Poaceae.
GACAGAAAAAGAAGAUGAAAGCACUCUCUGGACACCAUCACGGCAGACGUGAGAGACAGAGCUCAUGUAGUUCAUGCAAGAACCCCCCUUGCCUGCCUACCCACGAUCACCCACAUUCCGCUCCACGCCUCCACCCACCUUCUCCUGAUCUCCUCCUGUCUUCUUCUUGCUGCCUGCCGCGCCUCCCUCCCAAAAACCCUCAACCAAAACCCCACCGCUGGCUUCCACCGCCACCCGUCGCGACGUUGCCUCACCCUGGACGCCCGCCCGCACCGCGCCAGCCCCGCCGCUCCUCGGCGUGUCCCGCUACAUGGCGUCGCCGCCGCUUCCCGGAAAGGACGCUGCUUUCGGGUCCGGGACCACGGUGCGGCGCCCGGGGAGGCUGCGCGUCAUGCACCCGCACGUGGCGGAGCUUCUCCGAAGCCCGCGCCGGCACGCGCGUCCGGCAGCGGCGCCGCAGGCGAAGGCGCAGGCGCCGGUCCCCGAGCGCGCGAGGUACGCGUGCGCGUUCGAGGACGGCGGCGGCGUCGCGGCCCCCGGCCGCCUCGUGUGGGCCAAGGUCAGGAACCACCCGUGGUGGCCAGGGCAGGUGUUCGACGCGGCGGAUGCGUCGGCGGUUGCGCGGGCGCGGCGCAGGCUGCGCCGCGCCGUCCUCGUCGCGUACUUCUGGGACAGGACCUUCGCGUGGACCGACGCCGCGGCGCUGCUCCCGCUCCGCGCCGGCUUCCCGCGCCUCGCCGCCGUGGCCCCCGUCGCCGCCGCCGUCGACGCCGCGCUGGCCGAGGUCGCGCGCCGCGUGCUCGCCGGCCUCUCGUGCUGCUGCGGAGGCGGCGGGGACAACGAGGCCACCGCCAGCACGCAGGCGAUCGACAACGCCGGCGUCCGUGCCGGCGCGCCCGGGGCGGCGGUGGACGCGGCCUUCGCCAGGCGCGCGCUCCAGGCCGAGGCCCUCCUCGGGUACCUCUCCGCGCUGGCCACCAGCCCGCGGGCCGGGGGCGACAGAGUGGACCUCGCCGUCGCCGCGGCGCAGCUCGGGGCGCUCGGCCGGUGGAAGGGCUCGGCGAGGGGCCUUCCCGAGUACACGGUCGUCCACGGCAUCGAUGAUGCCGUCGUCGCCGCCCCUGGGAGAGCCAAAGCCAAGCGGAGGAGGCCGCCGUCGACCGGAGUUGAUGGUCCUGCUCCUGCCAAAAGGAGGGUGAGCAGGAACACUCACAUCGCUGCGACAAAAGGGAAUGCAGCCUGUGACACCGGCGACUACGAAGCGCUGGAGCUGGAGGAUCUCCCGCUGGGCACACCGGCCCAGCAGACGCCCACGCCCACGAGGAUCGGGAAGCUCAUGAGCCGUGCCGCGCAGAACAUGUCGCUCUCGCCGGUGGUCCUCAGGGUCAGGGCCACGGCGGCCAACGGCAGCAACUGCGCUCCUCCACCUCCGACGGCUGUACUGCCAGCGCCACACAUGGUAAGGUGCGCGGUAGUGGCAGCACACGAGCAGCUUCCUCCGACGCGCAAGGACGACAGUGGUGACCACGAAGCCUGGGCUGGGGCCGGGCUCGUGCUCAACUUCAGCAGCGCACACGCCGUGCCUUCCGCACGUCACCUGGCCACGGCCUUUAGCCGGUUCGGGCCUGUCAAGGAGGUCCGGGUAGACAACACUACAGUGGUCUUCGACAGUGAUGCGCAUGCUGAUGAGGCGUUCUCGGGCGCCGCCGAGAUCGGCUCCAUCAGCGCGUCCCUCGUCAGCUUCCGUGUCACUUCUUCGCUUCCUGCCGCACCAGAUGAUCCUGCUGCACAACCUCAGACUCAGAGCAUGCCGUCGGACACCUCGCCUGUUGAAGCGCUUAGAUGAUGGUGACCAGGAGGCAGGGAAGAGGUCGCUCGUUCGUUCAUCCUAUUCGUCCAUGCAUCUCGAACUUUUGGGUUGGGUUGCCACUUGCCAGGGAGAUGGUAGUUCGUGAGAGGAGUUUUUUUUUUAUCAAAGCUGAACUUGGGUUGGCUUUAUAAUAUGCACUAGCAGUAUAUCCUUUUUGGCUGUCGUCUACACGGUGACAUUUGAAUUUAUAUAUGCAGCAGACGGUGCAAAAACAUCCCAAGUGGUGAUGUUUUAUGCUUUUUUACUUGAAUGUUUUGGUUUCUUAGUGGUUUUUGAUGCCAGCAGAUCAUUCUGUUAGCUAGAAGGAAUAUCUGUUCAAAAUGCAACCUUUAUUUCAGGCGCC